GCUCCUGCCACAAGCCUGGAAUACAGGGGGGGUGGAAAGUUGCUUUGAAUGGACAAUGAUUAGAGAUACAAUGAAGGCUUGGAGUGACAGUCAGUCAGAUCUUUACAGCAGUGACCUAGAAGAGGAGGAAGAAAUGAUUUUUGGAGAAAAUGAAGAAGACUUGGAAGAGAUGAUGGAUUUAAGUGACCUGCCUACCUCACUCUUUGCUUGUAGUGUUCAUGAAGCAGUGUUUGAAGUUCAAGAGCAAAAGGAAAGAUUCGAAGCACUUUUCUCAGUCUAUGAUGAUCACAUUACAUUCCAGCUAUUUAAAAGCUUUAGAAGAGUAAGGAUAAAUUUUAGCAAUCCGGAAGCAGCAGCAAGGGCACGAAUAGAACUGCAUGAGACAGACUUCAAUGGGAAAAAGCUGAAGCUGUAUUUUGCCCAGGUUCAGACACCCAGUGAAGUGGGAGACAAGUCUUACCUCUUGCCCCCGCAACCUACCAAGCAGUUCCUGAUAUCGCCACCUGCAUCCCCACCAGUAGGAUGGAAGCAGAGUGAAGAUGCCACUCCCAUGAUAAACUAUGACUUGCUCUGUGCUGUUUCAAAAUUGGGGCCUGGGGAGAAGUAUGAGCUUCAUGCAGGAACAGAAUCCACUCCCAGCGUUGUCGUCCAUGUGUGUGAAAGUGAAACAGAAGAGGAAGACGAAAUUAAAAACCCCAAACAGAAGAUUGUGCAGACGAAGCGCCCAGAUCCGCCGCCAACAUUAUUAAACGAAACAAAAACUCUUGAAUGUACACUAGAGGUAGGGGGUGGGAUGCACUACUGAUUUGAAGCUAUCUGAUAAUGGCAGUGGAUGGUAGUCAUGUUUGCAUUGCUGCGUUGCGCAUAGCGGCAACAGACUUCUCUUGUAGUCGUCUCGCAUCAAGAAGACUUUAGAUGCCAACAUUUUGAAGAGCACUUUAAUUUUUAAGGUUAACUUCCAAGAUGUAGCAAAUCCACCAGGUUUCAAGUCCUAGCAUACUAGGAGAGUGCCAUUUCUGGAAUAUGUGUUACCAUUUUCUUGGUGUUCAGAAGGCUGAAAGGAACGUGGCUGCUGCCAUCUCUAUAUGAGUUACCACAUGGUUUUGUAUGUGAGUCUCUCAUGUAUAUUUUUGUGUGCUGAUGUAUAACAUGAUCUGAUUAACAUGAUGUUCUAAGUACUAUAUUGAUGAAAUAUAAAUGUAAUGUACAAUGUACAUUGUUAUCAGUAGAAGAAUCUCAAACUGGUUUGGGGUGAUAGAAACAAAUUUCCAAACAGGUUUGUUUUUUGUGUGUGUGUGUUUUCCUUAGAAAUGCCAUAGUUGUGUGUGUGUGUGUGUGUGUGUGUGUUGAAUUUCAAGGUACUCUUGUGAAUUGAUGUGAGGCAAACAAAAUUGGAACUGCAACAGGUUGUCUUUCUACUCACUGUAAUUAUGAAAACUGAAUUGUAUACAAGGAAGGUGCAGAUUAUGGAUUGAUUCCCUCUUUGGCGCAUGCUUCCUAACUUUUCUUGGCUGGUGAAAUGCCUUCUGCUGUGGCUGUUCCUAAUGCAGGAUAAUUUGUUUCUGUGUUCAUCUCGUCGCUCCAACAGCAAGAACGAUGCAGCUAGGGAGGGUCCUGUAGCCAUAUGGCUCCUUGAAAAACUUAGCCCUGCAAUUUUGCACCACUUGUGAAACCAACUGGACCCUUUACCCUGUCUCUGGGCUAUAGUAGGCAUCCCACAGCAAAGUUACAUGAGAUGCAGAAGUGCACAGUGGCCCUCUACAGCAGUCACACUGUUGCUGUCUCCCAAUGCAAGUCUGGGAGACCAUUUCAGAUCUUUCCCUCAUCCUUUCCUUAAAAGCUCAGGCUUUAUAGUCUGCUAUGUCCUGGAGCUGGUGCCCCUCCACACUUACUCUGCAUAGU
Messenger RNA from Elgaria multicarinata webbii, 1902 nucleotides. RefSeq names its product RCAN family member 3 (gene RCAN3). Lineage: Eukaryota; Metazoa; Chordata; Lepidosauria; Squamata; Anguidae. The coding region runs from base 56 to 805 and encodes 249 amino acids. The record is from RefSeq and is a predicted model, not a curated record. The transcript is spliced from 4 exons. Gene Ontology annotation, molecular function: calcium-dependent protein serine/threonine phosphatase regulator activity; nucleic acid binding. Gene Ontology annotation, cellular component: cytoplasm; nucleus. Gene Ontology annotation, biological process: calcium-mediated signaling.